AUGCCCGAAAAGCAAGCGUCGGGUGUCGCUAUAACUUCAUAUAACGCCGGAGAAGCAGAUAAUCUCCACGGAGACCAGCCUUCUAGCCAUGCUGCUCAUGAACGAACGGUGGGCGGCUUUUCCCAGAAUGACAAUCACACGGUCAGGCCUGGCCGCAUGAUGUCGAGUGACGACCAGACGAUUUACGUAUCUAGCGUUCACUGGGCAGCAAUUUGUAACGAGAUUGCAUGCCUUAGAGAGAAUUUUCAUGAGCAGGAAGCACAAAACCACAUGGAGACUAUGGUGCAGAGCCAAAGAAGUAGCGAGCCCCUGCUAUUGGAUGGCGUAAGACAAAUAUCCAGCGUGGAAGACAUUCUAUCCGCCAUCCCUCCAAGGGAUUUUGUGAACAGAUUAAUAUCCCGAUAUUUCAAUUCCAAGGAUCCUUCAGUUGCUGCCUUUCACCUGCCAUCAUUUCAGCUUGAGUAUAAACGCUUUUGGGAUAACCCGCGUGCCGCUUCCCUUCCUUGGAUAAGCCUAUUAUUUGGAGUAAUGUCUCUAAGUGUGUUUCUCCAUAUGCGCUCUGGAGACAAACUGCCCGAGGCGUUCGGGAAUCCUGGAGACAUGAGGGAUGACUUCCAUCGACGCUCCACCGAAUGCCUGCUCUUGUCGAAAUACUCUACUGAACCUGGCGCAUACACCAUUGAGGCACUCCUCUUCAACAUUCACAAUGAGUUUGUGCGAUGCAAAGAUGCUCAUUUAGGCGUUUGGAUUCUGGCUGGCAUUGCCACACGAUUAGCGAUGCGAAUGGGAUAUCACCGUGAUCCAAGCCACUAUUCACAGUUGUCCGUGUUUCAGGGUGAGAUGCGCCGCCGCUGCUGGGCGAGUAUCUUGCAGAUGGAUGCGCUCUUUUCCUGUCAGCUUGGAUUGCCGGCCAUGAUUCAAGAAUCACAAUAUGAUACACAGCUCCCAUCCAAUCUUCUGGAUGAAGACUUUGGUCCCGAUUCCGUCAAGCUUCCGAAAUCACGGCCCGAGACCGAUCUCACUCCCGUGCUAUACACGAUUACGAAAACACGAUUUUUAUUGUUGUUUCGUGUAAUAUUCAACCAGGUUGCUCUACAAUGUGUGGCAGAGUAUGAUGAGAUUAUUGCACUAAGUCAACGUCUUGAAAACGCCUAUACCCUUAUUUCUCCCCAUUUUCGAAUGGCCUCUCUUGAAGAUUAUAUAACAGUUCCGCCUUAUUCAUUAAUCCAGAGGUACAACUUGGAGCUUCUAUUCCAAAAGACGCGAUGCAUUCUGCACCGCCAUCAUAUGGCGAAAUCCUACCAAGAACCGAAAUAUAACUUUUCCAGGUAUUCAUGUGUUGAAGCGGCAAUGGCGAUUUUAACGCACCAUGCCAACAUUCACAAAGAAGUGCAGGUCGGAGGUCUUCUUCACAGAGAAAAGUGGUUUAUUUCAUCACUUGAGCAGCACGAUUUCUUGCUAGCUUCCAUGAUUGUCUGUCUCGAACUCACUUCACAGACUCAAUCUAAUCCAGAACACGACGACGAAAUGACCGGAUUGGUGAAGUUUGACCGUCAAGAAUUGAUCAAAGCGCUGGAAACUUCGAAAUUAUCUUGGCAUAGGCUUAAAUCAGACUCCUUUGAAGCGCAAAAAGCAUUCGAUAUGCUGUCAAUCAUGCUAGAUAGGGUUUCGAUGGGCACACAGACAGAGAGAGAGCGACGUCUUAUGGAAAGAGGCGCUGAGCAUGAUAACGGCAACCAUACGGUAUCUCGGCAUAUGGAUUACGAUCCUAUGCUGGUGCCAAGCACGUUGGAGGGCGUGGAGCGUCAAUUAGGUACACUGAAGUCCUCACAAACUACCGAUACACCAUAUCUCAAUGAAAUGGAUUCAUUUUUGAAUGGCCAAGAUAUGAUAGAUUGGAACGCGUGGGAGCUAUUCUUGAAAAAUUCCCGCGGGGAAUCACGAGGCGCUUGA
Molecule: messenger RNA, 1953 nt
Organism: Trichoderma breve
Lineage: Eukaryota; Fungi; Ascomycota; Sordariomycetes; Hypocreales; Hypocreaceae
Product: fungal specific transcription factor domain-containing protein
Exons: 6
Coding region: 1-1953 (650 amino acids)
Biological process (GO): DNA-templated transcription
Cellular component (GO): nucleus
Molecular function (GO): DNA binding; zinc ion binding
Source: RefSeq, a predicted model, not a curated record